This is a messenger RNA of Miniopterus natalensis, 2343 nucleotides long. It is a transcript of the gene MICU1, whose product is annotated as mitochondrial calcium uptake 1. Gene Ontology annotation, biological process: mitochondrial calcium ion homeostasis; calcium import into the mitochondrion. Gene Ontology annotation, cellular component: uniplex complex. Lineage: Eukaryota; Metazoa; Chordata; Mammalia; Chiroptera; Miniopteridae. Gene Ontology annotation, molecular function: calcium ion binding. The record is from RefSeq and is a predicted model, not a curated record.
UCUCUAUGGUUUUCAGCCGAGGGAGGUUUUGACGCAGAGGCGGCUGGCGCUUCAGCGCGGACGGACGGGAUGUUUCGUCUUAAAUCACUUUCUACAUUGGCAGAACUGGCCCUGGGCUCUCGAUGGUACCAUGGAGGAUCACAGCCCACCCAGGUCAGGCGGCGACUAAUGGUAGUGGCUUUCCUGGGAGCAUCUGCAGUAACUGCAAGUACUGGUCUUUUGUGGAAGAGAGCCCUCGCAGAAUCUCCACCAUCUGUAAACAACCUAAAGAGUGAACUUGGUGAUAAAGGAAAGAAUAAAGAUGAAGGGGAAGUUUGUAAUCAUGACAAAAAGGCUGAAGAUAUUUGUCCUGAGCCUCAUCCAGAAGAGAAAAAGAAGAAACGUUCUGGAUUCAGAGACAGAAAAGUAAUGGAAUAUGAGAAUAGGAUUAGAGCAUAUUCCACACCAGACAAAAUCUUCCGAUAUUUUGCUACCUUGAAAGUAAUCAGUGAGCAUGGUGAAUCUGAAGUGUUUAUGACUCCACAAGAUUUUGUGCGAUCCAUAACACCCAAUGAGAAACAACCAGAACACUUGGGCCUGGAUCAAUAUAUAAUAAAACGCUUUGAUGGAAAGAAAAUUGCCCAGGAACGAGAAAAGUUUGCUGAUGAAGGCAGUAUAUUUUACACCCUUGGAGAAUGUGGACUCAUAUCCUUUUCAGACUACAUUUUCCUUACAACUGUUCUUUCUACUCCUCAGAGAAAUUUUGAAAUUGCCUUCAAGAUGUUCGACUUGAAUGGAGAUGGAGAAGUAGACAUGGAGGAAUUUGAACAGGUUCAGAGCAUCAUUCGCUCCCAAACCAGCAUGGGUAUGCGUCACAGGGACCGUCCCACCACUGGCAACACCCUCAAGUCGGGCUUGUGUUCAGCCCUCACAACCUACUUUUUUGGAGCUGAUCUCAAAGGGAAGCUGACGAUCAAAAACUUCCUGGAAUUUCAGCGCAAACUUCAGCAUGAUGUUCUGAAGCUCGAGUUUGAACGCAAUGACCCUGUGGACGGGAGAAUUACUGAGAGGCAGUUUGGGGGCAUGCUGCUCGCCUACAGCGGGGUGCAGUCCAAGAAGCUGAUGGCCAUGCAGAAGCAGCUCAAGAAGCACUUCAAAGAGGGAAAGGGUCUGACUUUUCAGGAAGUUGAGAACUUCUUUACUUUCCUAAAGAAUAUUAAUGAUGUGGACACUGCACUGAGCUUUUACCAUAUGGCUGGGGCAUCUCUUGAUAAAGCGACCAUGCAGCAGGUGGCCAGGACCGUGGCGAAAGUGGAACUGUCGGACCACGUGUGCGACGUGGUGUUCGCGCUCUUCGACUGCGAUGGCAAUGGGGAGCUGAGCAAUAAAGAGUUUGUUUCCAUCAUGAAGCAACGGCUGAUGAGAGGCCUGGAGAAGCCGAAAGACAUGGGCUUCACCCGCCUCAUGCAGGCCAUGUGGAAAUGUGCACAGGAUACUGCCUGGGACUUCGCUUUGCCCAAACAGUAACCCAGAACAGCAAGAGGGGUCACCUUCUCCACCCCACCACCCUGCUGCUGGAGCGGAGCCUUGGCACAGCCCUUCCCGCUGCUGCUUCUGGAAGCAGUGACCCUUCCUUUGAGGAAUGACUUCAGAUUCAGCCAGUUUCCCUCUCCAUCCUUCCCGUCCCGUGUUCUGCUGGGCUCUGAUUCUGCCCAGUGACUGUCCCCAUAGGUUCUCAAAAACAUGAGGAAGUCCUACACACUCAGACUGUUGGCACCUCCAACAGCACCAGCACUUCAGCACCCUGUGGAUGAAGAUUACCCACCAACCCUGGGGAACACCCAGUUCUCGACUCCUUUUUGCUGUGGAUUUAUAUUAACAAGAACAUUCCUUGCUUUUUCUCCUGCUGGUGCUUUGAAGCUCCAAAUUGGGAAACCUCUGGCAGGCAAAAGGAAGUCUGUGAUGAAGGACAGUGAGGAUGACUGGCCCGCCCUGAGCUGGCAGGAAGCCUGGGCCAGAGGAAGGGUCUGUCGGUCCCCGGCGUGGCUCUGAGGCCUGCUCCAGGAAGGUGAUGUGCACCGUGGGAAUGGAGCAAGAUGUAGAGUUUAAAGCAGCUGUUUACUGGCUCUCUCCACUCCCUUCUUUUGCUCUCAGGCUCCCUAAGAAGACUCCACCACAACUCUGGGCUUAAUGAGUAGCAGUGAUCGAGUUCAUACCCCCUGCAAGUGCCAUUUCCCUCCAGGAAUGUGCCUCUGAAGCUGAGGCCUGCUCAGAGCCUGUUUGCCCUGUGUCUUGAACACUUGUAAAAUAUCACUUUAAUUAUAACAGUUGGCAAUAAACCCCCAAAGGCUGUUGUCUCCUUUA